AUGCAUUUGCAGCAGCAGGCGUCUGAGUACGGUGUUUCCGCUACCAAUGCUCCUGCCGCCGCAGCGAGCGGCGCUGAGACGGACGACAAGAAAAAGAAGAGCUCGUCGGCAAGCGCAACCAACGACAAGGAGCUGCGGGAAAUGUUGACACGGGCUGAGGGACGCACUUUAAAAAAUGUGGCAGAAGAGGUCUUGCGGACUGAAAGAACGUCCCGCGCGGAAAAAUCAAAGCAGUUGUUUGCCAUGCUAUGGUUGAGGCAGACGUGUAAGCAUGCAAAAACCUCUGUCCCCAGGAAUCGUGUCUACUCUCAGUACGCAGAUCGAUGCGCCACGGAGCGAGUCCAGCCUCUGAAUCCGGCAUCAUUUGGAAAGCUCGUAAGGGUGAUAUUCCCAGGCAUUGCUACUCGGAGAUUGGGUGUUCGUGGAGAGUCAAAAUAUCACUAUGUGGAUUUGGCAUUGGUAGAUGACCCAAUUGAGGGCAACGAACUGGAGCGAGCAGGCAGUGCACAAAGCGGCGAUUUCAUGGGGUUGCGGCAAGGAUCCGGUAACCCUCACAUUGAUUUCAAUACUAUGCCACGCCUGCCAGCAGACACUGCCGCAUUCCCUACCUCAGAUCAGGGAAUAGACCCACAACCGAAAACUUACAACACCGGCUCAGCUUCUCGGGGUCGCGUCUUUGCAGAACCGCAUGCCCCUGGUUACACCCAAUCGAGGCACACUUCAAGCAUGUAUGAGCAGGAGCUGAAGUUUCCUCCUCCGAACCAAGAGUCAUUCCAGGAGAACGACUCAAUUGAGCUUCCCAACAUCCACGACUACGUUCCACCUAAAACCGACAUAGACGCCGCCAACGCAUUGACAGCUUUAUACCGGACGCAUUGCACAUCUCUUGUCGAUUGUAUCCGCUUUUGCAAGGAGAAGCAAUUUUUCCGCUUGUUUACCUCCUUUCACGGCACGUUGACUGUACCAGUGCAAAAACUCCUUGCCCAUCCAAACAUGGCCCCUUGGAUUCGGGAGUGCGAUUGGUUAAUGUACCAGAAGAUGAUCCGCUUCGUCUCGAGACUUACUCUGCAGGUAACCCCGCCGGUGGUGCUGCAUUUCCUCGAUAACGUAUCCCGAGAACUGCAUAAGCACGUCAGCAAAACCUUCCAGGGCCAUCCGCUCCACGUCCUCGAGGCAAGGCUUGAACCGGCGACUCUGUUUGCACAACUCCUGCAUAGAAUGCUUCGCGCCAACCAAGCAGCUCAUGCGGCGGCAGCUCUUUUGAUGAUUGAUCAGAACCGAAGCCAAAUGUGGCAGGACUGGGUUACCUUUGUCAACCCAAAGAGGAUUCUGGAAAGUGAAUUGCCGGAUUGCGGUUACGAAGAGGUCUACACGAUCUUAACUCAAGAUGUCAGGAGUCUUCUACAACCUUUGUCGACACCGGUAUGGUUGGAAAAUGGCACCCAUUACCAGGAAGCGGCUCUUUCGACAGCAAAACAGCACGGUGAUUCGCCAAUAACAAACGAGACGGUCAUUGAUCGACUGGCCUUUUUUCUCUCUAAUUUGCCAACCCGCUUUCCGCAGGCUAGUACUCGAACGUUGCUUCACUGCAUCAGCGCAGUGGGAACGGCGGCUUGCCGGGAAAUCACUGUUGAGAAUGGUGUGAGCUUCUCGCCCUGGUGGAUCACCAAGGUGUUCGUUGAUGAAAUGAGCCUAUGGCUGGCUUCGCUUGGGGGAUUCCUGGAACAUCGUCCUCCGGUGCGCAAAAGCACGUCACCUUCAGCAUCUGCUGCGGAUUUGGACAGCAGACUCAGCAAUGGCGGAGCAGUUCGCGGCAACAGCCAAGGCACCAGACGCUACAGCAGCUUGGGCGCAGACUUCUCCAUGGAUACUAGCUUCAUAAGUAAUCAGGGCAAAGACAGUUCCGGGGAUGACAGUACGUUGUAG
This is a messenger RNA of Aplosporella prunicola CBS 121167, 1926 nucleotides long. RefSeq lists its product as uncharacterized. The record is from RefSeq and is a predicted model, not a curated record. Gene Ontology annotation, molecular function: RNA polymerase II cis-regulatory region sequence-specific DNA binding; DNA-binding transcription factor activity, RNA polymerase II-specific. Gene Ontology annotation, biological process: regulation of transcription by RNA polymerase II. The coding region runs from base 1 to 1926 and encodes 641 amino acids. Lineage: Eukaryota; Fungi; Ascomycota; Dothideomycetes; Botryosphaeriales; Aplosporellaceae. The transcript has 3 exons.